Messenger RNA from Ornithorhynchus anatinus (platypus), 1035 nucleotides. Its product is annotated as myelin-oligodendrocyte glycoprotein-like. The record is from RefSeq and is a predicted model, not a curated record. Lineage: Eukaryota; Metazoa; Chordata; Mammalia; Monotremata; Ornithorhynchidae. Gene Ontology annotation, biological process: T cell receptor signaling pathway; regulation of cytokine production. Gene Ontology annotation, cellular component: external side of plasma membrane. Gene Ontology annotation, molecular function: signaling receptor binding.
AUGGACCGGGCGGAGCUGGGCAAGGGGCUGGUGGCCCAGCUGGAGCGGCUGUCCACCUGCCCGCUCUGCGGCGCGGCCUUCCAGGACCCGGUGCUGCUGGACUGCGACCACAGCUUCUGCCGCCGCUGCGUCGGCCGCAGGUGGGACGGCCAGGCCCGGGCCGGCGCGGGGCUCAGCUGCCCCGGCUGCGGCCACCUCUGCCCCCGCCGCAGCCUCCGCACCAACGUGCGUCUGGACGUGGAGGUGCGCAUCAGCUGCGGGCUGCGGGACCGGCUGGGGGACGCGGGGAGCCGGGCCGGGCGCCGCCGCGGGGGCCGCAUCCCCACCAUGGGCUCGCAGGACCCCCAGGGAGAGAUCCUGGAAAUGCAAGCAGAACAGUUCUUGGUGAUGGUGCCAACCCUAUCCUUCAUGGCUUUUGUUGGGGAAGACGUCAAACUGCCGGGCCUCUUGUCACCAGAAAAGAAUGUCUCGGGCAUGGAGGUGGGCUGGUACCGCAGACCGUUCUACAGGGUGACCCACAUGUACUGCCGAGAUCAGGUCGAGGAGCAGGCUCCGGAGUUCCUGGGGAGCACUGAGCUGGUUAAGGAGGCCAUCAGCAAGGGCCAAAUGGCCCUCCAGCUCCAAAUGGCCCUCCAGCUUCACCAUGUGAGAAUCAUCAGUGAGGGCGGCUACACCUGCUUGUACGAUCACUCUUACCAGGAGGAGGCAGCGGUGCAGCUCAUUGUCGAAGAUCCCUUUUACUGGAUUAACCCAGGAAUGCUGUACCUGACUGUGGUUCUGUCCAUCUUGGUGCUGCAGGUAGUAGUCAGAUUUGGCUUACUCUGCCUGCAAUGGAGGCUGACAGGUACCCUGGGGAAAGAGAUUCAAAACUUACACAGAACAUUUGACCACCAUUUCCUGAGGGUGCCCGGCUGGAAAAUAACUCUCUUCGUGGUCUUGCCCAUCCUGGCCAUGAUCACGGUGGCCAUGAACCUCUGCUACAAGUGGCUGCAAUGCAGACUGGCAGGUCAAUUCCUGGAAGAGUUGGGUUUUUAA